Molecule: messenger RNA, 1487 nt
Organism: Contarinia nasturtii (swede midge)
Lineage: Eukaryota; Metazoa; Arthropoda; Insecta; Diptera; Cecidomyiidae
Product: zinc finger protein 729-like
Exons: 8
Coding region: 96-1337 (413 amino acids)
Biological process (GO): regulation of transcription by RNA polymerase II
Cellular component (GO): chromosome; nucleus
Molecular function (GO): zinc ion binding; chromatin insulator sequence binding
Source: RefSeq, a predicted model, not a curated record
AUGUAAAACAGUCCCAAAAUUUUUUUGGCUACCACAAAUGUGAUGAAAAUUCUCAAAACUAUUGAAUUAUAAAAAGAUUUUCUUAUUAUUUAUCCAUGAUGGCUUGUUCGUUGUGCUACGAAACAAAAGGAAGAAUGUUUGAUUUCGAUGGCGAUAAAGCAAUGCAAUUGCAAAUCGUCCAAAUUCUCUUCAAAUAUUUUCCAUUUUGUUUUAAUAACGAGGAGCAAAAAAAUGGUUGUAUUUGUCGAAAAUGUUGGUACAGAGUGGAUGCAUUUCAUCAGUUCUACACACGUAUUGAAGAAGUUCAGAAAAAUUACAAUCGACACGAAAUUAUCGAAGAGAGCAAAUGUGAUACAACGUUGGAAGAUACAAAAGAAUUAAUAAUUGCCGAAGAUCCUGAAUUUAUUGCGAACAAUGAUAACCAAGAUGAUAACAAUGUGACUGAAGAAUUUGACAGUAUUUCAUUUAAUGAUGGAUUUUUUGAUGCCAACGAUGAUGAUGACGAUGAUGAUGAUAACAACGAAUUAAAUAUGCCCGAAAUUAAAGAAGAAAUUGAUAAACCAACGAAAACAAACAAUGCACCGCGAACCGCGAAAAAGAAGCAGAAGAACAAACAAAAACCAAUUAAGUGCAAACCAAAGUGUGAACAUUGCGAACAAACAUUUAUGAGUGGCCGUAAAUUGCGAAAGCAUCUGAUCGAACAGCAUUCAGAAUUUCAACUGCGAUGCCAUCAUUCUGAUUGUGAAGAGACAUUUACAACGGCCGAAGAGCUCGAAAAGCACAAGGAAAGACAUGUGAAAGUUCCUUGUCCACGAUGCGGCCGAAUGAUUCAAGCCAAUAAUUUGAAAAAACAUAUCCGGCACACCCAUGAAAUCGAUCAGCGUGUUGUUUGCGAUUUAUGCGGACGAGUAUCGAGCACAAUUGUUAUGCACAAAUACCAUGUUCGAUCUGAUCACGAAGUGCACGAACGGCUACAGUGUGACAUUUGCAAAGAAUGGUAUAAGAACAAAGAAAAUCUACGAUCACACAUGAGAAGCAUUCACGUUGAAGGACCCCAAAAGUGUACAAUUUGUGGACGAAUUUCAACAAACAUGAAGGCUCUCUCAAAACAUAAGAAAAUCCAUUUAGAAGGAUCAAAAGAACGAUUCAAAUGUAUUGUUUGUGGAAAAGGAUUCCGCGAUCGAACAAAACUCAAGGAACAUUCGUAUAUUCACACAGGAGUCACCGACGCCUACGUUUGUCAAUUUUGCGGUAAAGCAUUCCGUUUUGGUUCCAGUAUGUAUGCACAUCGAAAAAAAGCCCAUCCCGUUGAAAUGAAUGCGCUAAAAGUUAAUUGAAUUAAUUUUUUUUUACACACAUUUUUAUUAAAUAUUUGUUAUGGGCUUUUUGAAAAAACCAUACCAAAUAGGUAUACUAAGUUUAAAGUUUUAUCUUAAUUUUCAUAAUGUUAAAAGUAUGUGAAUCGAAAUAAAAAAAAUAUACAUCUC